AUGCGGGCUUCUUCUUUUCGUCACUUGCGAUGGGUUGCUAUCCCCGUUCGCUCGCCAUGGAGCCGACCUCUGGGUAGAGCGCAUCCGUUCCGCCAUGUUUUGCAUUUUACCAGGUCAUCACCACCCCAAAAUCGGCGUUUCUCGGCGUCGACACCGACUCAAUUGAUCCGCGAGGGGGACUCUACCAUUUAUGCGCUUUCCACUGCUCCUGGUCGAGCGGCAAUUGCGGUUGUGCGAGUCUCGGGACCACACUGUGUCUUGAUCUACCAAGCUCUGUGCCCUAAAGCGCCGAUCCCGCGACCCCGUGUAGCAGCCGUGCGUACCCUCUACGAUCCCACCGCCAAAGACCUAUCCAGCCUUGCAGCUGUUUUAGACGCCGGGGCCCUAGUCCUAUACUUUCCAGGCCCAAAGACUGUCACCGGGGAGGAUGUGCUGGAGCUUCAUCUCCACGGCGGUCCAGCGAUUGUUCGCUCCGUUCUGACCGCGAUCGAAAGCACCAAUGGCGACGCACAUGUAGUUCGCUACGCAAAACCAGGCGAAUUCACCCAGCGGGCGUUUAUGAACAAUCGGCUUGACCUACCGCAGAUCGAAGCACUUGGGGAUACCUUGACAGCUGAUACAGAGCAGCAGCGGCGGUUAGCAGUGCGCGGCGCGAGCGAUGCGUUAUCAAAACGGUACGAGGAGUGGCGGCAGCAGCUGCUUUAUGCGCGCGGGGAGCUAGAGGCGUUGAUUGACUUUUCGGAAGACCAGCACUUUGAUGAGUCUUCUGACGAACUGGUUGUAUCUGUUGCGUCGCAGGUGCGCGUUCUUAGUCGGCAGAUUGCGCUGCAUAUUCAAAAUGCGUCCAAGGGCGAGUUUAUGCGGAAUGGGAUAAAAGUCGCGCUGCUUGGAGCGCCAAAUGCAGGCAAGAGCUCUCUUCUAAAUAGAAUUGUUGGCCGGGAAGCCGCUAUCGUCAGUACGGAAGAAGGUACGACCAGGGAUAUCGUGGACGUUGGCAUCGACUUGGGAGGCUGGUAUUGCAAACUGGGUGAUAUGGCCGGGAUCCGGUCAGAGCCUCGCGGGCCGUCUGGAAACAAAGUUUCCGUCGUGAUAGGCGCCGUUGAAAGGGAAGGUAUUCGGCGAGCCCGCUUGCGGGCUUUGGAAUCCGACGUGGUUGUUGUUGUUAUCUCUGUCGAAGAUGGGCUCGAGGGAGAGCCGUAUCGGCUUGCAGUGGAGCCGGACGUUGUGGAUGCCGCCAACGAAUGUGUGUGCGCGGGAAAACACAUUGUCGUUGCUAUCAACAAGUGUGACCGGUUGCCACCGUCAGACCAGGGAGAGCCUGGCCUGGCGCCAUCCCAGCUGGUAUUGAAGCAAAUCAGCCAGCUCUUCCCUGAUGUACCCACGAAGCGCAUUUUUGGCAUUUCCUGCCUUGAGGACGCAGACCCAUUGAACACCUGGCCAGCAUUCCUACAGGGCCUGAUCUCAACCUUUGAAGAAAUGGCCUCACCGUCUGGAGUAGAAGGAGAUGCAAACGGCCAAUACGACCGGUCUUAUUGGGAAGAUUCCCUAGGCGUGACCCAUCGACAAAGUUCCAACCUACAGAAAUGUCUGCAGAGCCUUGAUGAUUUCCUAGCGCAAAGCACCCCUUCCCGUUCCUCUAUCUCCGUCACUGGCUCAGAGGAAACAAACUCCAUGGAAGUGGACAUUGUGACAGCCGCGGAACAUUUGCGUUACGCUGCCGAUGCCUUGGCGUCAAUUACGGGUAAGGGCGAGAGCGGAGAUGUGGAGGAUGUUCUGGGGGUGGUUUUUGAAAAGUUUUGUGUGGGAAAGUAA
Messenger RNA from Aspergillus calidoustus, 1812 nucleotides. The record is from the annotation of a GenBank genome assembly. Lineage: Eukaryota; Fungi; Ascomycota; Eurotiomycetes; Eurotiales; Aspergillaceae.